AUGGGAUCGACGCGUUCAGCGCUCGGCGCUCACAAUUCCCCGGCCCUGGCCCCAUCUGCACACUCGGCGAUCAAAUCGCAGCCUCGUCUUCAACCCUCACCGCUACCAUUGCAGCCCAUUGAAAAUCCAUUCCACCCUACCGUGCACAGGCCAUCGCCGACCAAAGGCCUAUCAGCCCAGGGCUCGCAUCCCGGUAGAAAACUUGGUUUCGUCCCAAUCUCUGCUCCCGCUCCUCCCAUGUUCACCACCGACUCUCCUACCAAGAAGCCGUCUUUCCCCAUCUACACUCAGUCCUCCAUGCCACAGUCGGCCCUCUUCACCACCUUCUCCAGUGUCAACCCAGAGUCUACCAAAGAGAAUCAAAACCCGGAAGAUCCAUCCAAUGGCAGUUUCGCCGACUUCCCUGAACCUACUUUUGACGCCAAAGCUCCGAUGAAACGCACUCUCAUGGAAGCCGCACCCUUGAAAGAGCGAUAUGUGAAGAAGCAAAAGCGCGAAGACGCUCCCAUCUCUCACCUCCCCGAACCACACGAGAUGCCAUCCAUCGAAGAUGACGGCACCAAGCCGCCGUAUAGUUACGCGACGUUGAUCGGCAUGUCCAUUUUGCGCGCGUCCAACCGACGGUUGACGUUAGCCCAGAUCUACAAGUGGAUCUCCGACACGUUUUCCUACUACAAGAACAGCGAUCCUGGCUGGCAGAACAGCAUUCGACAUAAUUUGAGUCUCAACAAGGCAUUCAUUAAGCAGGAGCGCCCUAAGGAUGACCCUGGCAAGGGUAACUACUGGGCUAUCGAGCCCGGCAUGGAGAUGCAGUUCUUGAAGGACAAGCAAGUCCGACGUGCCACGAUGUCUAGCUUGCCCCUCCCUGCGGUCCCGCAGCGCGACCUGAUUCCCCAGCCGCAGAGUGCAAGCACCACAACCUGGAUGGUCCCUCCCGCUCGGCACGCGCCUCCACCAAAACUCACUCGCAAUGAUGACCUGUCGUCUGAUGCCACUUUGCCUGCAUCUGAUCCCGCUCUGCAAGAAGAUGCUCCUGAUGAGAAUACCCAGUUGCUAUCGCAUCAAACAGCACCCCUCCGAUCCUCCCCUCCGCCACCAACUCUCCGAUCCUCGCCUCCCAUUGCUCCUCCUCGCUUUGCGCGCCAAGGAACACCUCCCACACCAACUCAGGCUGGCCCAACGCCCGCCCAGCGUCCUCGAAAGCGCAAGUCUGUUACUAUGAAUGACAGUGGUUACUUCUCCUCCUUGGAGUCAUCUGCCUUGAGGCCAAAUAAGGCGGGGCAUAUCUUGACCUCUGACUUGGAUAUCGAGCCGCCGCGCAUCAAACGAGGCCGUGCUGAGGAAGAGAUUGCACGGAUACGCAGCUCAUCUCACGAUAUCAGCCCGGGACAGCCAGGUCACAGAAAGGAGGCCGGAAUUCUUGUAGGCUCUUCUCCAUUAAGGGGAGAGUUUGUCAGUAUGCUACCCCCUCCGUUGACGCCAAUCAUCAAGUUCAAAAAGCCAGCCAAGCCGCCGCCCUCGGUGUCUCCAAACACCAACCUUCGUAAUCAUCGCCGAAAGAUCCAGCAGAUGGUCAACUCUCCCAUCAAACACCUGGGCCUUGCGGACGAUGAUCUGCCCUGGAGCCCUGCGUUCAAUCUCCAGGAUUCAUCCUAUACACCUCAGGACCAUUUCCAUACAACUUUCGACGUUUUUGCGGAUUCGCAUGAUGAGCACGUUUCAUCUGCCACGUAUGGUUCACCUGAAAAGCGCUCUGUCAAGCGUCCUCGGACUGAUAGUGGGAGCACUGCCCUUGCUGAUAUCACGUCGGUCAACGUCAACAGUCGGAUGGGUAUGCCCCCUCUGAGUCGGUCAAAGUCAGCUGUGUUCCCCGAAUCCCCCUCUAAACUCCCUGGUAUUGGUCGACUUGGGGAUACUAGCCAGGACGACUUCUUCUCAUUUCAUCUAUUUGAUGAGAGCAAUGACAGUGGCGAGGUGGAUGGGGUUGAUCUCUUACAGGGCUUCCAAAAGAUUGGUGGUGCCUCCAAAGACGACACUCUGAAGCCCAAGCCCCUUCACGCUCGGCCUCACUUGACCAGCCGCAGCAACACUACUCUGUUCUAA
This is a messenger RNA of Penicillium maclennaniae, 2103 nucleotides long. Its product is annotated as forkhead box transcription factor. The record is from RefSeq and is a predicted model, not a curated record. Gene Ontology annotation, molecular function: RNA polymerase II cis-regulatory region sequence-specific DNA binding; DNA-binding transcription factor activity, RNA polymerase II-specific. Gene Ontology annotation, biological process: regulation of transcription by RNA polymerase II. NCBI's taxonomy places the organism in Eukaryota, Fungi, Ascomycota, Eurotiomycetes, Eurotiales, Aspergillaceae. The coding region runs from base 1 to 2103 and encodes 700 amino acids. The transcript has a single exon.